This is a messenger RNA of Xenia sp. Carnegie-2017, 2026 nucleotides long. Its product is annotated as putative ZDHHC-type palmitoyltransferase 6. Lineage: Eukaryota; Metazoa; Cnidaria; Anthozoa; Malacalcyonacea; Xeniidae. The record is from RefSeq and is a predicted model, not a curated record. The coding region runs from base 36 to 1676 and encodes 546 amino acids. Gene Ontology annotation, molecular function: protein binding; palmitoyltransferase activity. The transcript is spliced from 14 exons.
GAUCUUAGAGCCUUAAAAAUAGAGACAUAAGAAAAAUGUCAUCAAAUUUGGUGACAAACGAACCACAGAAUGGUGAACAAAAGCAUGAAACUUCGACUACGUGGCAUGGUAUAUCAGAAAUUCAUCGUGCAGCUUUAGGAAGCCCUAACGAUGUGCGGGCACUGCUAUUAAAGGGCGCAGAUGUGACUGCACGAAAUAACUUCGGAGAAACACCGCUUCACUACGCAUGCCAAUCGGGAAAUUGGGGCGGUGUGUUUCAAUUGUUGUUGUUUGGUGCAAACUUGUAUGAUGUAGACAAGGGAGGUAGAUGGUGUGUGCACCACGCUGCAAGAAGCGGUUGUUUGUUAACAUUCCAGUACUUGGAAUUCCUUGGUAUGAACAAAUGGCAAAGGGACCUGAAAGGACGCACCGUACUGCAUAUUGCUGUUGAACAUGGUCACAUUGAACUGAUCAAACACCUUUUGAAGCAAAAGGACAUUGACUGGCAUGUUAAAGACCAAAAGAUGAGGACACCAAUGCACGAAGCAGUUCUUCGAGGCAACAGAGAUGUCUGCUGGAUACUAGAGAGUUCCAGUGAAAAAAGUUUAUUGAUCGAUGAAGAUUCUGAAGGCCAAACACCCGUAGAUUAUGCUAUAAAAGGAAAACGCAGUUUAGCAUUGCUGAAAGCGUUCAGACGUUGGCAAAGGAUGCGGCACGCCAAUGGAAAAGUCGACGUCCCACGAAUCACGCGAAUUGUCCCUUUCCUUACUCCAAGUUGUGUAACUCUACUUAUCGCCUUCAACAUAUUCUACUUUGAAUCAAGGAUGCUAAUCUUUUUUCUCAACGCUUCCUUAUUUUUGUUCGCCUAUGUGUAUGCUUUGCAUCCGCAUCGGUUGUGGCACAUAUCGCGUGCGCCUAAUACCGGACUUCUUGGCUGGUUUAUUGGUUCCGUCACUUUGAGCCUGUUGAUUUAUUUUACCAUUCUUUUACCCAAAAUCUGGCCGGAUUAUUUGCACACGAUUUUCUCUUUGCUUAUGCUUCCUCUCUUUGUGUUUUCGUUGAGGAGAGUUUACAAAGAUCCAGGUGUGAGUAGCGAUACUAGGUACGAUGAAGAUGGAAAUCCCAUGGGAAUAAUUGACGUCGUAAGUGCGAAGAUCAAAGGUAAUGAUUACUGCACAAGAUGCAAGAUUGUAUACCCGUCAAGAACGAAGCAUUGUCGUCUGUGCAAUUGUUGUUAUAAAGGCUUGGAUCAUCAUUGUUUGUUCCUAAUGACCUGUGUCGCCAUUAAUAAUCACGGAGCUUUUAUGGCGUUGUUAUUUUGUACCUUCUUUGGGCAGCUCUCGUUUGUUCGAGGAGGCCUCAUGCAUUUCUGGUCUUUAAGUCAGUACAAUGCGAGAAAGUCUUACUUGGAACUUUUAGGAAGCGAGCCAUUAAUUUCCGUGUAUUUUUUCAUCAAUCUUUUGGGAUUAUGGUGGAUGACUACGCUUAUCUUAUUCCAAAUCAAGAUCAUUUCCGAAGGAGGAACGACCGUUUUUCUUCCGAAUGGUGAGAUUCGCAAAAGGAUCGACUGUCUUCAUGCUGCUGGUACAGUGGGAGAACUAACUCUAGCCAAAAGAUUUCAUCAUCUAAAGCAGUUCAUCAAGUAUUACUACUUUCCCAACGACGAAGAGCGUUUUUCAAGAUUGCUAGACGUCUAGUAAAAAUAUGUCAUCACUUUGAAGCUUUAUAAGAACGUUUAUUCUUUUACAUAGCAAUGGAAAUCAUACAAACGCUUUGUGUAAUGUUUUUGUAAAUUGCAUUCAUUUAAAGCGCCUAUAUCGCCCUCUGGGAAAUAAUCUAUUUAUAUAGAGUUGACGAUUUUGAGAACAUUUGCAAGAUAUUUUAUAAGACGAAAAGUUGAUCUUUCUUGACUUUUUGGAAGUCGAAGUUGGCUUUUUUCGUGUUUGACCGUGAGUUACCGUGACUGGGUCUCUUUCACUGGACAGGAUGUACAUUUGUAGCAAAGUCAAGAAGUUUAUUUUUUAUUAAACUUUAGUUAUGUUGUGCA